UCAGAUAGUCCCCACAGGCAUAUGCAGGAUCAACUAUCUAAGACACGACACAUUGACAAUCGGUUCACCGAGCUUGUCACCUAGAUGACUAUCUCUUGCAUGCGCAACAGUUUUCUUCUCACCUGGAUGGUGUCAAUGUUUCCCAUGGCGUAUCCUUUGACAGCCAUAUGGCACUCCCGCUGCCGAACACACACGAAGAACUCGCCGCCCACAGGGCCGCCGACAACCACCGUGCCCCCGAUCUGCUGGAAGUCACGAGCCUUUUCGCAGCCCCUUCCAGGUUCUUCGACCAGAUAGUUCUGUCGGGGCGGUUGCGGGCAGUAGCAAAUCUGGGCACACAGAGCAAACCCAAAUGGGUGCCUCAUUCGCAGCUGAGUAUUGUACUGUUGCAAUUUAUCCCUCACGGUGAAGUCGCCCGGCGUCUUGGCCCUUCCGAGCUGGUAGGUGUUAUUGUACCAAUCAUAGAUCAGGUCGCUGCUGUCGAAAAGCUUGGCGGGAAUGGCAAGCCGCGACCCUUCUGGGGGAUUAUCGAAGUCAUCGAGUGCCGGUGGGUCACAAAUGCCGCAGACUUGUCCGUGAGCGCACAAGCGCACGUGGUCCGUCCUUCUCAUGCUGUAGCCCGUCACUUGGAUUCGACAAGGCUCCCCGCCCCGACAUGCAUGCACCUGCCAGUGAAACGGGCCUGAAAGGAGGCCACGACUUGGUAAUUCCGCCCGUCGGGGCAUCUCUGUGGACCUACCUCUGCAUAUGAGUCGGCCCAGCUCGAUGUGUGUCUUGAAGUUUCCGAUCGUCAGCCGUGUCUCAUCCAGAUGCCUCAGUGCGUCAUGGUCAGCUGAGCCAUUAGGCAGCCGGGCCGGGAUCACCGUAUUGUUAUAGGUGUAGCACACGCCCAAGACAGAGGCUUGGAGGGGCGGAUUGAAGGAGAACGUUGCAUGUGUCUGAUUAGAAGAUGUGGCCUGAAGGACUUAAAGGAAGCAAUGAAUAACGAUUCAUCAGUACAUGCCAUGUCUCCUUCUCACAACGACGGGAUUGUCCCGCGGGAAGACGUCAUGGUCGGAAUCAAUGAAGGGGACCGAGCAGUCGAAGCGUGCCACCGACGGGGGGAACUCGCCAGUCGCAUCGACUACCGAUGGCACUAACGUGAUGAUUUGGGCCUCUGUCUUCUGCAGAUUGAAGCCUGCCACCUCCACUUCACAGCUGUAUCCCCAGUUGCAGAUGUAUGUCGGCUGCUCGCGGAUGUACUUGCCCUCCGGACCUGUUCCAGGAAUGAGAGCAGCGAAAGGAGGGGGGGGGACCAAGGCCAGAUACUGAGAGAAUGAAGCGGAAGACGAUGUCUUUAUGUUACCUGCUACGUGAAUCGUGCCAGCGUCUUGGUCGAAGUGCGCCGUGCCGUUGCAUGAGUAGAAAGUGGAUUGGCAGUAGCACACCUGCACCGUGCGACAGCUCAUGUCUCACGGCACGAACUCCAACUCACUUUUGUGCCGUCUUUUUGACUGACCUACGUACUUUGAAUCGAAAAUCGCCUCCCUUGUUCUCGCCACCUGGGCGAGAAAUUCCACUCUGUUCCUUCCGUGUUCCAUAUUCAUGUCUCCCUUACCGCAGUCGCCAUCUAGUGGGCACAGAUCCCUGAAAAUCAGCUCUUCGCCAGAGCACCCACCACCAGGGCUGCAAAGAGUGAAAGAGGAUGCCAUCCAUGAACAUAGUCACCGUGUUAAUGUUAGAGCCAGCCAUCGUCGCUCGUCCAGCUGACCAGUCGAAGCAGCUCCACGAGCACAAGUCCACAAGCCUUCCCUGAUAGUAGAUGUUCGUGCACCAAGAGCAAGCGCCUCCCAUAUACACGUAGUUGCCAAAGAUGCAUGUUGUCUCAUCCAGCUGCCAACACGGACCUGAGACCAAAGCCGGCCAGUCAGUCAGGUUGAGCAUGCUUGCAGAUAAGUGCAGUCACCUCCGAACGUCUUGUAGGUGUCUAUCGCUGAGAAGGAGAACACUUGGUAGUCGCUGUCGUUAGAGUGGAUGAUCGGUGAAGCAUAGACGGGGAAAUGGUCCGAGAUCUGCGGCGGCCAGGUGCUGGGAUCCACACUGCCGCACUGUGCUUAUGCACAGCGAGACAUCAGCCAGUCAAAUCUUCGUCACUGACUGGAAAGCUGUCUUAUUGUCUCACUCGGCUCGUCUCGGGCACCACUUGGACCCUGCUGCUGUCCAAGAGCUCCUCCCUAAACAAGCAAUACAGUAAGCACACAAGAUGCCUCUCUUUUGUCUGUCCUGGUGGCUUGCCGACCCUCUGAGCAGAAAGACACAGUCGCUAUUCUCACGAUGGCAAAAGAAACUCAAAUCGGCGUACACGCCUGAAUGGGCGACAUGCAUCGAUGACAUACUGAUAGAUACAUGACGAUUGAUUCAUGCAUACCUCCCAGGGUCAGCUCCCCCACAUCGAAGAGAUAGUCACUCUCAGACAGACUCAGCUCAGUGGGCGGGCACCAGCAUAAGCGAUAUGAGCCCGGUUCAGGUUUCUUGUUCUCCAGACGGGCGUCAAACCCAUACACUCCUGCAGGGGCGACCAUCGGCACAGCUGUCGCGUUGCCUGGCCUCUCGUGCCGCAGCAGGGCAGCACUGCGGAUGCCAACUGCAGGAGUGUGGGUGUGAGGGGCGGCGCAAACAGUGUCGUUCUGAUAGGCCUGCGGGGACGGACGUUGUGGCAGAGCCAUGCGAGAGAGACAUCACAUCGAUGGUAAGGGCUCUCCCACCUUGAUCAUUCCUCCUUUGCUGUGGCGAAUGUCAUCGCCUUCAAUCGCUAUGAAGCACCUAUCUAGACCAGCCUGACUGCCGCAUCUGACCGAGUUGCCGGCCUUCGGGCCUGAAAGCAGGGAGGCACAGUUGGAUACGGACGCGCGACUACAUUGAACAAUGGCACUGCACUACUCCCUCACCGCCUACGAAGAGGUGCGCCAUCAAGCUGUCGAAAUGCGUCCCAUCGUUGGCAUCACAGACACCCCUGACGGCCCUUCGACAGAGACACACCACAUAUGAGCCCGCACCAUAGUCGCUCCACUCCAGGCCGUCAUACAGCGACUGCAGGCCCUCACUUGACGGGCGUCUCUUCCACGGCAGCCCCGUGUCUCUGCCGGGGUAGAUGACAGAUGGGUGGGAUGUGUGUGACGCGGCUGCGCCACAGCCUGUGGAUGCCUCCACGAUGCUAAUCAGGUCGCUGUCGGUCAUGCGCGGGCACUGAGGAGACAUGAGAGGUAAGUCGGCACACGGACAAGCUGGCUCGUGUGUUUACCGCUGCGUCUGUCUGGUUGUAGUCGAUGGUGAUAUCGCCACUCUGCAGCAGCAGUGUGGUAUUCGAGCCCACCCAAGCAUAACGAAGAUUCGGCACGCCUGCAUACAUCAAACUAUGCAUACAUACAAAGAUCCAGCCGUCUUAUCUACCUUUGACAUAGACCAGCCCCACAGGAAUCCGGUAGUCAGUGGCAUUCACAACACAUCAUUUCGAGCACUCCAGCACACGACAUAGGUCAUAAAUCCGCCGCCCUGUGGCGUCCCUAAAUCAUAAGUCCUGUUAGUGCUGGUCCCUCCCGCAAUAGGCAGGCCCGACUGGCUGACGUUGGGCACAGCGACAGGCAGCGAACCGAUGCCAGCGUCUGCCGGUCUACUGGCGCAGGGAGUGGACGAAUCCGUCUGAAGGUUGGUGGCCACCUUGAGAAUCACCGAACUGUCGAACGGCAGUGAAGUACCUGCACAAGGAGGUGGACAUGAUCUUCUUCGGGCGUGAAUGCGCACGUGUGCAUGCCUGACCUUCCACAGAGAUUAAGCAUGGGCUGCCGACCUCGCAGCUAAUGCGCGAGUAAGAAGGAAUGGCCCCUGCGACAAACAAAUGUGUUGCCCUUGCUUAUUUUCCCUCUGCAAAUGGCAAGCCACGUACCAACGGCAUCGAAUUCACCAUCGAACACAUCGGCCUCAGAUCAUUGUACGGACACCAGCACAUCUUGACCCUCCCGCUCUCCCCAAACACAUAGCUCGCCCCGUCGACUCGUCCGCACAUGAUCCCGCUGCCGCCAUGGGCCACCGAGGUGCACUCCAUCUCCAUCAUCUCCUCGAAUGUGCGUGGAAGAAAGAGAGAGGCAGGGACAGUCGGCCGGAAGGGCGGGCAAUCGUAGGCGGGAUCUACGAGGAUGAUUCUGUCUGAGGUGUCUGAGAAGUUCCACGCCGUGAUGAAGGGGUCCAGCUUGGGGAUGAAGAUGGAGAGAGACUCGCCCACUGCCACUGUGAAGGGCCCCUGGAAGAGGACCUCGCGGGCGAUCUCCUCAUUUGGUUGCGCGUUAACGACGGGGUACAGUAGACAGAUGAGCAU
Molecule: messenger RNA, 4351 nt
Organism: Vitrella brassicaformis
Lineage: Eukaryota; Vitrellaceae
Source: the annotation of a GenBank genome assembly